AUGGCAGAUGGCUUGAUAAAAGUGCUCAUACCAUCUGCCCUGGCUGUACUCUACCUGUGUCCACUGUGGGAUGUGGUGUUCUACAAGACUACCAUUCACUAUUUCAUUGUGGGAUUCUUGCUACGUGAAGAUAUUGUUAUCAUUCUUCUUCUUUCUCAUGUUGGCUGGAAUGGUCCCUCUACAACCAUCAUAUCUUGUCCAAGAGAUAAAUCUAGAGUAGUCAAGAAUAUUAUCCAAAAGAAAAUCUUACCAAUUCUUGAAAAAUAUCGAGUUCCUCUACCUUUGGAUUGUCCAUUUCACAGUGAAAGGGAUGUGUUGUGGUGGCCUGAUGAAGCAAAUUCAAAUGAAAGAGAAUGGACUUGUCCUGUCUGUGGUCAGAAGUUUCUUUGUGAAGAUGGCUUGGAAACUCACUGGGAUAGAAUCCACACCACUCUUACCAACAAGAUUUAUGUUCAGCAUGAAGAUGCAGUAUGUCUUGCCAAUUUCUGUGACAUUAUGCGAUGUGAAGUCCUACAAGCCAGAAUGCUGAAGAAAAAACAUGAUUGGCACAUGCAAGAACUUGCCAAAGACAAGGACCAUCAUCCUCACAAAGUUAUUCCUACUAAAGAAAACAACCUUGCAGAAACCAGAAAACACAAAGACUGUGAUAGAGAACAGUUAAUUCGGCUUCAGCACAAAUGCAGAGCAGUGAUUCGUCAGUGCAUAAUGGGUUUAUUAGCCACUCUAAGUCUGCAAGACUUUCUGGAUAUCGAAGAAGAGAUAAACAAAGCCACCUGUUUUUACCUCACAUGUGAUCGGUUUUGGGAUGAUUCUCUUCAAGAGGUUCGCCAUAUCCCUACUUUGUUUUGCAUCAUUGUCGGAACAAUCAUGGUUGGAGGAUUCUGUCUGUGCUACUACAUUGUAUGGGUUUUGUUUGACUCUCCUACUCAGGAAAGUCUCAGCACUGUUAGACUACUUUCACUGAAGCGUCGGUACAGUGAUAGCCACAGUAUCUUUCCUAGCUACCACUAUCACAGGCUUAGCCAAGAACCACUGGUGGAACAAGAGCCCAUAGAAAGGGAUCAGACAUGAACCAGACUAUUUCAAGGUUUUUUGAAUAUCCCUGGCUCCUAACUACUCUCAUCUAUAUGAAUCUUGGAACUUUUUCACAAGCUUGAUCAUUACAAAAUAAGAAGCAUUUUUCUUCUACAUAAAAGCUUAUUAGACUUAUGUAAUGCUAAAUUUAAAAUUUCAACAUGAUGUCUCUCAUGCUAACUAUGCACAUUUUACUUUAAGAAAGGUUUACAAUAAAUCAUUUACGGUGGUAAAUAAUCUUUUUUUUAUGUGUACGUUAUAUGUACUUAGGAUUCUGGUGCACCAUGUUUCCUAUAUUAGGUGUUAUCUAUAACAAAUAUAAAGGUUAUAAAGAUAUCAAUAACAAAUAUUCACAGUUGUGUUAUUAAUACAAGUUUACCACCUCUGAUACUUUAUUAACUUGAAUGCUAUAGACUGAACUGUAAUACCUAAAAACGUAUUGUAUGUUGUAUAAAUUUUUAUGAGGCAUUUUGAUAAUAUGCAUAGUAUCCUACAUGUUUGACAAGUAUCACUGACUGAAAUGCUAGGAUGCAUGAUACUUACCUGAUUUGUGGACUAAACUGCUGGCAUACAUGAUAUGCAUUUGAAAUGAGACAGAAAUAAUACUUUAGACAAUAUUUACUUGAUAAAUACAAUAUAUAUAUAUAGCAAGUUAAUAAACUGUAUAAUAAUACAAUAUAAUUUUAUCCUUCGUGUUGAGGAUAUAAUGUAGCAAAUUACCAUGAACAAAAUUUUAGAGUGCAUCAUAAUUUACAUAUUAUUGCUUUAAAAGUCAGGUUAAACAAGCUGUAUAAUUUUGCAGCAAGUUUUACAAUUAAAAUUCUAAGUUUCCUGUAAUCUACCUCAUUUUUUGUAGAUCAAACUGUGAACAGAGAAAAUGUGUGUGAAGGGAAAAGUUAACUUUAGUUAACAGACCAAUAAGGUAUAUAGAACACAGUAGGUGAUAUAAUAAUCAAAGUGACUUUUUUUUAAGUUUUGAUACAUUACCCAGCAUAAUUGAAUAAACAUUUAGAAAUAUUCAGUAAGUAUAUAUUUAAUAUCUAGGAAAUUACUUACAUUUUUCAGCAGACUUCACUGUCAGGAUGGAAAAACACCUAGGUAAUUAGAGAAAUAAAAUACCAGUUGGAACAAGAUAAAUGUUUGACACUAUGAAAUAUUCUUUAUUAUUAAACACCAGAAGCUUUGUAAUCAAAUUUUAAAGAAGAAUAUAAUAAAUGCAUGUAAAGAAAUUCUUAAUGGUACAACUGCAACAAGAAACUUUGGUGUACAGAGUGUUAUCCAUUACAUAUAUAUAUUACUACCAAAAUGUGACUUCAGGUACUUUUUUCUUUCCUCAUCAGCCACAGAAUGAAACGACUAACAUUAAAUAUGGUAUGGAUGUAAUUCCUGUAGCAGUGAAUAAGAUUUUCCACUGAAAAUUAUGUGAUUAUCUUAUACACACACACACACACAUAUAUAAAAGAAAACUCAAAUCCCUUCUUCUUUACCAAACUGUUCUUUAUUUAAUUUGUUUCUUAACAUUACAGGUUAGUCUUCAUUAUAAACCUUUGUCCCAAAUAACCUUAAUGUUUCUUUGGAGUUAUCCAUAGCAUACUUAAGUGACAUCUAUGUAUAUAUAUAUAUAUAUGUGUGUGUGUGUAUUGUAGUGAAAAUAAAUAUGGAAAUUACAUACAGUGCCUCCAAUGGCUCAGCAGUAAGUAUGAGUCUACAACAAACACUUGAACUACACACAAAGAUAAGUCUAAAUCAUGUACAUCACAGCCACCUCCCUAGAUGAUACUGUUGUUUACAAUAGGGUAAAUACAGGUACAGCUAUGUUAAUGUGAUAUUCUAUUUCCCAUCCAAUCAGUCAAAAACAAUGCCACACCAGCUUACCAUUUAUACAAACAUAAUUAAUACUACCACCUCAGUUGUGUUUGUUAAAGAAAGUAUGGCAUCUACAAGAGAAAAUACUCCAUGACAAGCAUGUAGGAGUUGUCAUUUUGGCCAGUGCUGUGUACAAGACACUCUUGUAGGUAUGAGAAAUUGGCAUUAUUAGCAACAAACCCUGUUGAGAAUGAAAACUAAAUUUUUCUGUCAUUGACAUAAGGUAUCUGAGGAUAUGUUUCUUGCAAAAUAAAAGAUCUGGAAUCAAGUAUAUUUGUGUAAAUCACCCCAAAUACAUUAAGAAACUAGUUGGUUCAGUGAAGUCACAAUAGACAUUUAGCUGCAUGAAAAACUUUGCUGUGAAGAGACAAUCAGGCCUGAGAGUAUAUUGUUUACUGAUAAAACCAAAUUAAACUUCUUUAAUAAUAAUUGACAGUAUGUUCAUAAAACAUGCAAUUGAAACACUGGAACUCCUGCCUUCAGUCAGUUACAAACGUUGCUGAGGGAACAUGAGCAUACAAGAAUGUAGAGAAGAUCAAGAGACAACCAAGCAACCUAGUAAAAUCAUGAGACACACUGCAGGAUAUUUGCAGUAUGUUGACCAGGUGUUGUGCUACAAACAGGGCAAAGAGUUAACACACAAAACAGUAAUAUAUGCAAAUACAUAGUUAUAUUCUUUCAAUAUGAUAAGCUUGUAGACCUUAAGCUCCUAUACUCACAUUAAAUGAUAUUUUCUGGAGUAAAAUAAUACAUUUCACAUGUGUUUCCAUAUUUAUUUCCAAUACUUUAUAUAUAUUUCAUAUAAUUUUGAGUAUAAUUACAAAUUCUUCAACAACUUUAGUUACAUUCAAUAUGGUUCUUAUACAGCAGGUGUUGUACUUUUAAACAGUAUUUUUUGUGCCACUGUUACAUUUCAUUAAUUUUUUUUCACUUUAAGAUAUGCUUUGAAGUUUUUCAUCUUUCACUCUUUGUUGGAGAAACUUGAUACUUGGUAUCAGUCAGUAUGCUUACUUACGUAUUGGUGUUUUCAAGUAUAUAUUUGAUCAUAUUCAUUUUAACCCUUUGCCUUGACAUAUAUAGCCAUUUGGUGCAACAAGUGGAUUUACCCCACAGUGUCACAAAAACUUUUCCUCAUAGUGCGACAAUCGGGAUAUUCACACGUCCUUGAAUUUCUCGCCUUAUUAUCAUGCGACUACAUUACUGAGCAAAAGUGCAACUAGCGUAUUUUGAUAUUGAAAAAUUGCUUUAAAGGUCAAAUUCUAAAUUUCAUUUUUUAGUGGUUAAUUGACACUUUUUGAGAACCCACCCGAAAUAUAACUGUGCGUUCAAAGGGUUAACAUAGUUGAAGAUUGUAUAUAUAGAUGUAUGUAUAAUACUUGUUAGAAUCACUUGGGUUCCAUUUCAUUUGACCUCAGAAAGGUUGCAAAUUUUACUGAUUACAAUUCAGUAGUAUAAUGCUAUACUUCAUUUAAGUAGAAGAAGCUGGUCCUUUACACAGUACCAUUUAUCAGUUUACUGCUUCUCUAAUUACAUAAUAUUAUUACUCAUCAUUGCACUCAUUCUAUAGGAUACAUACAUUCUCAGGGUUGUUUGUUUUUUUUGUUAUGUAUUGAUGAUCAGUUACAUUGAAAACUUACUGUACUCUUCAUAAUACUGGAAAAACAGUGAGAUUUGCUCUAUAAUAUUUAAUAAAACAGUAAAAUAAUUUGUUUUAAAAUCCAGCUUAUUUCCAAAACCAAUGAAUUUCUAUUCUACUAGAUUUAUAUAAAUACACAAGUUAAACACAUUUUAUUGUUCCAGUUAAAAGAAAAAACUUACAUAAACCAGUAAUUCACCAUUAGAGCUUUCUUUAUGUCAGUACACAAAUUCAUCACAAUGUUUUUAUAAACAAAGGAAGAUAAAGGUAAUUUAAUAAAUGUAACUAUUUAGAAUUGAACUGCUAGUAUAAAGGAUAGCUUAUAAAAUAUAGGUAUUAUGAAUGUAACUACCAGAAUAAGGGAUAACUUAUGUAAUCUAAGUAUAGUGAAUUGACAUUCUACAAUAAAAAAUAACUUAUCAAAUGUAUGCAUUGUAAACUGAACUUCUAAGGUAAAAGUUAGCUUGAGAAAUAUGAAUACAAUGGACUAAACUGAUGAAAUUUAAAUGUCAUGGUCUGAAGUGUUAGAAUAAAGGAAAAUUUUCAAGCAUUGUAUACUAAAAUAAUAAUAUAAAGACUGAAUGAAGUUUACAUGAAUUGUACAAAUGGAGAUAAUUUAUUCAGCAAACGUAAUUAUUAGGUAUGUCAUAAUAUAAUGCCAUAAAGUCAUUAGCCCAACUUCUAGAGUGUAAUAAUUUUCUCAUGGAUUUCCAGGUGCUUUGAUGUAGACUAAUAAACCUUGUGGUCAAUCAUCAGAUAUACUAGGACACAGAACUCUUACGUUUGGAUGCUAAUUUCCAAAAAUCAUUUAUUUUUUCACUUUUUAAGUUAAAUUUGAAUGUGGUUAUUUUUCAUGCAUUUUGUCAUUGAAAAAAAAAAAACAUUGAACUGCUUGUUAGUCUUGUGUAUUAUCAGUUGGUCGAUCUGUUAGAAUAUGUUUUUCAGUCAUAUCACAAAGCAGGAAAUUGAGAAUGCCAUUUUAGUCUAGAUUUGUCUGUUUGUGAAUUUCUGAUUUUUUUACAGAUAAUUAGAGCCUAUACUUAUAAAAUUUAUGGCAUACUGAGUAUUUUGGUGAGAUGUGUUAAGAAAUAUGUACAUGUUAUCCUGCCUGAUGCACUGUUACAAUUACAAGUUAUAAUUACUUGUUACCAUUACUUUUAUUAGUUGUAUGAUCAACAUCAUUCAUAACUUAACACCUCAUUACCCUAUGAGGUUACACUGCCUUUCUCAUCAUACAAAGAACAAAUGUUGCUAAUAAAGCUACAAACAUAGCUGAAAAUAGGUAAUUUUUCUCUUGUAUUUUGUGUCUGUAUUUUAGGCUUGCACACAACUUUAAAACUCUUUGAUUAAGUUAUCUAAGUAAGUAUUAUAUCUAAACUUUUGUAGUAGUUUAUAGAUCUAUAUAUUGUGAACAGUGGUAUUCAGUUAUUGCUCUAAACUCAGGCUAAAACCUUUUAUAAGUACCAUAUUUUAAAUGAAAUGCAUAACAUUUUAUGCUUCAAGAGACUUUUUUUGUUAGACCAACUAAUUAUAUCUUAUAAUAACUAUGUGAAAACCUGAAAUUACAUUUUCUUUGUGAAAAAGAUAUGUUUCAAUCUCAGACAUAGCUAUAAAAACAUGAAAGAGGUAUUAUAUUGCAUAUAUUCUAUCUCAGUUUUUUUUAUAAUUGUAAGGCUAUAAUUUUCAAUAUCCUGCUUAGUGCUAAUAUGAAUUAACAGUAUUGGAGGAUUCAAGUGAUCAAAAAUAGUAUGAAGGUUAUUUACACUAUAUGGAUCUUUAUGUGAUUAUCAGUGGAGUGAAUAUAUUUGAAGUGGUAUAGGUUAAUAUUGCAUUUUAAUUCGGUGCCAAGUAUAUUUUGAUAUGUUUUUCAGUGUAACAGACCAAUUGAUGUUAACAGUAUAGCAGUUUGCUCUAAGGUAUUUAAAAGUCACAUAGUAUCAAGUAAUAACUUAUUUCAAAGUGCAUAGGAGUAGUUCAAUGUUUUGUCCUAUUUUAUGUUUAUUACUAGUUAUUAGUUUACUGAAUACACAUAUAUACAUUGCAUCUUAUUAAAUGUAAUUAAUUUCACUUCAGCAUUAACUGGUAAUACCAGUGUAUCUUAUGGUUUCUUUUAUUGUAGAGUGUUGCAAGAUAUUGUAGGUUUUUCCAUUUUAAUCUUCAACUUCAAUAAAUCCUUGUCUUUAAACAUGCCCUA
Limulus polyphemus (Atlantic horseshoe crab) is the source of this 6770-nucleotide messenger RNA. RefSeq lists its product as uncharacterized. NCBI's taxonomy places the organism in Eukaryota, Metazoa, Arthropoda, Merostomata, Xiphosura, Limulidae. The coding region runs from base 1 to 1071 and encodes 356 amino acids. The transcript has 10 exons. The record is from RefSeq and is a predicted model, not a curated record.